AUGGCAAGACUUUCAGGACAAAGUAGUGGCAGACAGACUGGCCAAGGAACAAGUGCAGAGGCUAUACGACAACAGAGAGAAGAACUUAGAAGACAACGAGAAUUACGACUACAACAACAGCAACAAGCAGAAAGACAACAACAACGACAACAAUAUCGUACCGAACAAUCCCCAAUUGUACCAGCUGCUACUUCCUCGUCACGAUAUUCACAAUUUGGAAUAUAUAGAAAUCAACCUGGUGAUGUAGUGGACACAUUGGCAUCAUCGCUACCACGAAGAACGACAACAACGAGACCAGAGGUUAAUCGAACAGUACCUCGAGUGAAAAAAAGAUAUCGUCCAGGUACUAAAGCUUUACGAGAGAUCAGACAGUAUCAAAAAUCCACUGAUUUAUUGAUUAGAAAGUUGCCCUUUGCCCGGUUGGUUAGAGAAAUAAGUCUUGAUUUUGUUGGGCCAAGUUAUGGGUUGCGAUGGCAGAGCAAUGCUAUAUUGGCACUACAGGAAGCUCUGGAAUCAUUUUUGAUACAUUUAUUGGAAGACACAAAUUUAUGUGCUAUUCACGCCAAAAGAGUGACUAUCAUGCAAAAGGAUAUACAAUUAGCAAGAAGGAUCAGAGGACAGUCUUGGAUAUUGUAA
This is a messenger RNA of Candida albicans SC5314, 636 nucleotides long. It is a transcript of the gene CSE4, whose product is annotated as centromeric DNA-binding histone H3-like protein. NCBI's taxonomy places the organism in Eukaryota, Fungi, Ascomycota, Pichiomycetes, Serinales, Debaryomycetaceae. Bases 1 to 636 code for a protein of 211 amino acids. Gene Ontology annotation, molecular function: DNA binding; structural constituent of chromatin; protein heterodimerization activity. The transcript has a single exon. Gene Ontology annotation, cellular component: nucleosome. The record is from RefSeq and is a predicted model, not a curated record.